AUGGCGUCUCUUCUUCCGGAAGGCAAGAAAGAACUCGUUCGCCGAGGCUACCAUCCUGACCAGCGUGUCCUCGAUCGCUCCUCUCGUUCCUACCACCAUCAACACAAGGAGAUCCGCGCCAUCGACAACUUGCAGGCUCAGUGGGCUGAACACUUUGACAACGAAAUUGCCAAAGAGAAGCCAGAGGAGAAGGCAGAAGAGCCGGAAGCCCCACGCCCAACCGUUGUUCGUCGCGCAACUCCCACCCUUCGUCGAGUCACUCAACGUAUCCCUACCAAGAACUACACCGCAAUCCCCGCCGGCUAUUUCGAACGUCCUGCCCUUGCCAGCGACUUCGACGUCACCUGCAUCCUUGACUACCACGCCUUCCUCUUCGACCGCCACGAGUUCUUUUCUUGCAAGAACCCAACAUGCCAGCUGCAUAUGCGGCGGCUUCAAGAACUGAAUUCGCGUCUCAAGGAAGAUCUCGAGAGGCCUCGUGUCAAAGUCGCAGAAGCAUCCAUGAGGUACGUUGUGUAG
Molecule: messenger RNA, 519 nt
Organism: Fonsecaea nubica
Lineage: Eukaryota; Fungi; Ascomycota; Eurotiomycetes; Chaetothyriales; Herpotrichiellaceae
Exons: 3
Coding region: 1-519 (172 amino acids)
Source: RefSeq, a predicted model, not a curated record